Messenger RNA from Ailuropoda melanoleuca (giant panda), 7732 nucleotides. It is a transcript of the gene NOL4L, whose product is annotated as nucleolar protein 4 like. The transcript is spliced from 11 exons. The coding region runs from base 1512 to 3275 and encodes 587 amino acids. Lineage: Eukaryota; Metazoa; Chordata; Mammalia; Carnivora; Ursidae. The record is from RefSeq and is a predicted model, not a curated record.
AUCCAUUAGCAGUUGGACGGGGGUCUGUUUAAUUGGCUUAGGGGGGAAGACAGGCAAGGUUCAGUCAGAUUCAGUAGCUCACCUGAGGGAGGCCACCCUGGCAGGGGCCUGUCUAAUGGCCUGGCCAGAUGGGCUCAUCUCCCUCGUCUAGGUCUGUAGCCCUGGGUGUCACAGUCCUCCUUGUGCUGAGCACUCAGAUCAUGUGAGGAAACUGAGGAAGCCAGAGAAGACCUGUCAAGAGAUGACCUGCUUAAGUAUUAAUUAACUUUGCCAGGGAGGACUUAAAAAUCUGAUGUCAGUUUGCUGAGCACUCCUGCCCUUUCUAUCCAUAAUCCGCAUUAAGUCACUGGGCAGGUGUUUUGAAUUUAGACUAAUGUUGCCCAAUAAGGUUCUUUUGUUCCCACCAUUAGGAAAAUUGGCCUUCACUGAAGGAGAAGAAAAUAUUAAUAUAUGAGGCCUAGAAGUACAGAGCAAGCAUAUAUUUAAUGAGCCAAUGCCAGUUUCCUUACUAGUUACCUCCCUAUCUGAAUCAUGGAGACAUUCUAAUCAGCAGUUCUCAGAAUCUGUGGUGUGUCCGAAUCAUCUGAGGGGCCCUGGUCAAGCCCUGAGAGAGUGAGAUUUGGUGUGUCUGAGGUGGGGCCUGAGAAUUUGCAUUUCUAUCUAGUUCCCAGGUGAUGCCGACUCUAAUGGUCUAGAGGCCACACUUUGGGAACACCAUUCUAAAUAUUGUGAAAUAUGAGCAGUAUAUAAAUAGACAUUUGGUGAUUUCCUCAAUAACUUGCAACCUGGCCUUUAGUUUAGAAUCCCGACAGGCUGUUUUGAAGGAAGAUGGUGAUGUCCAAGAAAGGUAGUAUGAAAUUUUUAGAACUCCAUGAAAAUUUUAAAACUCUUGCCAUGUCUGGUUUUGUUGGCCUGGGUCUGGCUGGCUGUUUUGGAGUUGGCUGGUUCGAAAGGAUGUAGUGUGUUGCCAUGGCAAUAUUCUUCCCCAAGCAGGAAGGCCCCAGAGGUUGGUCCUGCGCAACUGACCGUGUAUUUCUCAUGGCUUUUCCCUUGGGGUGCUUCAGGGUUCCGUUCCAUCACUCCUGGUUGGCGUUCCCGGGAAGCUGGGGGUAGUCAGGAGGCUCUAGGCCCCCUCUUCAUUCAGCCUAUAAGUGAAGUGAGCUUUCUUUGUCAGACCAGUGCCCAGCUUGCUUAGGGCCAUGGAUCAGAUUAAGCUAAUUUGGGUACAAAGCAGAAGUGGUUGGCAGGGGCAUCCCAAGGCUGUGGGGAAGGUGCUUUCUGCUCCUUUAAUUAGGAGCUCUUGCCUUGUAGCACUGUGUCUGGAUUCUCAGCUAAGGAAGGCAUGCUUCUCCUGCAGCACUUAGCAUGAAGGUUAUUACCUCUAUGGAUGCAGGGCAUGGCACCGAUGUCUGUCGCACGUGACUGCCGUGGGAUCCCUUUGUUCUCUUCCCAGGGUUCUCCUUGAAGGACAGACAGAUAUCCUGGUGUUCUUCCCUUAGGGUGUAGCACACAUGGUGUCCAGGUGGCCACAGCUCACCAGAGGACAGUUCAAGGGGGCAGAUGGCCUGUCGGAGCCGGAGGGCAUCUCUCUGAAGCGGGUCGCUGUGGUGGAAGAUUUCUUUGACAUCAUCUACUCGAUGCACGUGGAGAGCUCGGCGGAGCCAGGCAAAGCCCCCAAGCACGCUGGGCAGAAGAAAACCUACCGAGCGAUUGCGGAGACUUAUGCCUUCCUUCCGCGAGAGGCCGUGACCCGGUUCCUGAUGAGCUGCACAGAGUGUCAGAAGAGGAUGCACUUUAACUCCAAUGGCCUGGAGCCCAAAGAGAACGAACCUCCCUCCCCCCUGGUGUCCGGGAUUAUCGAUUACAACAUGCCCCUUACCUCCACGUACCUGAAGCAGAUGAAGCUGCGGGUGAUGAACUCCCAGGAGCAGGAUGAAACUUCUGUGAGCAGUGAAGAUUUUGAUAUGAACGACUCCACAUGGAUGUCAGCUGACCCACACCUGGCCUCCAGCCUGAGUCCCAGCCAGGACGAGAGGAUGCGGAGCCCUCAGAACCUCCACAGCCAAGAGGAUGAUGACUCCUCCUCUGAGAGUGGCAGCGGCAAUGGCUCCUCCACCCUGAACCCAUCCACCUCGAGCAGCACGCAGGGUGACCCCGCCUUCCCCGAGAUGAAUGGCAACGGCGCCGUGGCCCCCAUGGACUUCACCGCCAGCUCCGAAGAUCAGCCCAUCAACCUGUGCGACAAGCUCCCGCCGGGCACGGCGCUCGGCACGCCUUCCUACCCCUCUGAUGGCUGCGGCACCGAUGGACUGCGGAGCCGUGUCAAGUACGGGGUGAAGACCACCCCUGAGUCGCCCCCUUACAGCUCCGGGAGCUAUGAUUCCAUCAAGACUGAGGUCAGCGGCUGCCCUGAGGACCUGACGGUGGGCCGGGCCCCCACAGCAGAUGACGACGACGAUGACCACGAUGACCACGAGGACAACGACAAGAUGAACGACUCUGAGGGCAUGGACCCCGAGCGCCUCAAGGCCUUCAACAUGUUCGUGCGGCUCUUCGUGGACGAGAACUUGGACCGCAUGGUGCCUAUCUCCAAGCAGCCCAAGGAGAAGAUCCAGGCCAUCAUCGAGUCCUGCAGCCGGCAGUUCCCCGAGUUCCAGGAGCGGGCCCGCAAGCGCAUCCGCACGUACCUCAAGUCCUGCCGGCGCAUGAAGAAGAACGGCAUGGAGAUGACCAGACCUACGCCUCCCCACCUGACCUCGGCCAUGGCAGAAAACAUCCUGGCAGCUGCCUGCGAGAGCGAGACGAGAAAAGCAGCCAAAAGGAUGCGCCUGGAGAUCUACCAGUCCUCCCAGGACGAGCCCAUCGCCCUGGACAAGCAGCACUCCCGGGACUCCGCAGCCAUCACCCACUCCACCUACUCACUGCCAGCCUCCUCCUACUCCCAGGACCCCGUGUACGUCAAUGGCGGCCUCAACUACAGUUACCGCAGUUACGGGGCCUUGGGCAGCAACCUGCAGCCCCCUGCCUCCCUCCAAACAGGAAAUCACAGUAAUGGGCCCACCGACCUCAGCAUGAAAGGCGGGGCCGCCACGGCCUCCAGCACGCCCACGCCCACGCCCUCCAGCAACAGCACCAGCAGGACCAUGCCCACCGCGCAGCUCAGCCCCACGGAGAUCAGUGCGGUGCGGCAGCUCAUCGCUGGCUACCGAGAGUCUGCCGCCUUCCUGCUGCGCUCCGCGGACGAACUGGAAAACCUCAUUUUACAGCAGAACUGACCCCGCGGCACCUGGAGUGCACUACCCUAGAGAAGGAGGCUGUCCCGGCCCGGCUUCCUGCCUCGCCACUUGGUACAUUUUGUUUUUUGAAAGAGGUGGGAUCCAAAAGAGCUGUUUCUAGCCACACGCCAAGCACCUGCGACUUUGGGCACAAGGACACUUUUUUUUGGAAUCUCACCCCACGGGUGCUCUGACCUGCUUGGAAGAGGCCAAUGGGGCAGCUUUGGAAGGGCUGGGGCUCCCCUGACAAGGCGCUGGGGACGCAGCUCUAUUUAGAAUCAUCUUCGUGGACCCUGAUGUUAGAAUCCCACCCCCAGAUAAUUACCUUUCAAGUCUUAGGUGAGCAGAAUUGCAUAUUUAUUGAGAAAAACAAAGUGGACCCUUUCUUCCUCCCCCCUUAGUAAUUUAUUUUUCUGAAAAUGGAUUCUUUUGUGUUUGUACAGAUUGCCAGUCUGUGUCUGUCUGAUCAGAAGGCUGUAUCCCUGUGACCUAACAUUCCAUAUCACUACACUGGCGCGGGCUGGGGGCCGGCAGGGCGGGGUGCGGAGGGGCGGGUGCCGGGCUGGCUGGCCUUCUGCGCGCCCAGCACCGCCAAGCCGGAGGACCUCAUCCACACCCAAUGCAAAGCAAAGACAAACAAAAAUGGCUCCCCCACCCCCAUUCCACAGAAGCCCCAGUCACAUGGUCACCUGUAUUCUACCUCACACUCCAGCAUGGGCUUUUUCCAGGAUGUGCCCCGAGCCCGUUCUGAACGGCUGUCUCCCGACUCCCCCACACAAGGUGUCUGCCUGGGAGGUAAGUCCAGAGGGGUGGCCAGGAGCUGGAGCCCAGAGAGGGCUGUGACCCUCCUAAGCAGCAGCUUGCAGCCCCCUGGCCCCAGCCCUCCUGGCUGCUUAACAGGACAGAGUGCGGGGGGUGGGGGGACAGCAGCUGGUCAGCAGGGCCCUCGCCCUCACCUGCCCCCAGGGGGCCGGGUCUGAAUACUUCUCCACACAGGCCCAGGGCCCUCAGACACCUGCUGGGAAGGGCCUGUUUCUUCAGGGUAGGCCCCCAGCUGUCAGGCAGCCACCAAAUAGGAAAAGCAGCUGCGAGCCCCUAGUUGGACUGCAGCUCCUGUCCUGUCCUCUGCCCCCGUGGUUGGAGUAAAGGGACUAUCAACAGAAGUGGAGAAGCCCCUUGGGUUCUCCUAGGACCUGCCCUUCUGGAGGGGCCAGUCCUGGAAGAAACCUAUAAUCCCUGGAGUGUGAAAAAGGGCAAAAAGAAAAGGCUGGCCUGGUUUCCUUCCUCCCCAGUAGGCACUUCCUCUUGCUCAGUGCAAUACCUACCAGUGCUGCUAAAACCAGGGACUCACCCAGACCUCAGAAGGCCCACAGGGCCUCUCCAUGCAACACUCCGUAGCCAUGACAGCAGCUCUCUGCUGCCCGCCCCUGCCCAGAGCUGGCAGAAGCCCUCUGUUGCCUUUCCUCCCUCAGAGCAAAGAGGCCCCAGGGGAGCCAGGGCCGUGUGGACCCUAGGCCGGCCACAGCCACUCGACCCCAGAGCAGGUACCCCUUCCCAAACCAGCUUUCUGCAGCUACCUGCCUUCCGGCACUAUGGCGGACCACCCUCGAGGGGGCCAGGAAGGGGCUCCUGCACGAUGCCCCACCCUGCCUGGCACCCACGCCCAAGCUGUGGGCCCUGGAGCCAGAGCUCUGAAAGGUAGGGUGCCCCACCCCGUGCUUACUUCCAGCCCCUCGUAGUUGGGGGUGGUCUUUCCUCUCUCAAGUGGCCUCCAACACCCCACCCAGCCACACCACCUCUGCCUUCCAUCUGACCAAUCUCCAGGCCUCUGGUCAGGGCCAGGACACCCGAGACUCCCCUUUAGCACAGCACAAGCUCCAGUGCCCAAGGCCUGUCCCCCACCCCAGCCAUCCACACGUCCAGCCCCCACCUGCUCAGUGCUACUCCCGGACGUUUCAAUUUGUGUAAAUAUUUAUUUUUGUGUGUGAACAAUACUACAAAGUAAUCAGUAGGUCUUUUGCAAAAUGUUACCCCAGGCAAUUUGUGAGAAUCUUAAUGUUAAAAACUGGCAGAGACAAUCGCCGCCUUAGAAUUCUUGAUACCAACUGCUAACUUGUCAUUCCCUGUCCCGGAGACAGGCCCCAAGCCAGGCACGGAGGCAGUGCUUUCCUCACAGACCGGAGAGAGGAGGGCUGGGAGGGGCUGCUGCCACCACCCCACACGAGGGAUUAGAGCUGAAGACCCGCCCAAGUUGCGGGGUGCCAAGUUGCGGGGUGCAGUGCCACUCUCCCGGGCUGACCACCUCAGCCUGCCUUAGCGCGCUGGUGUGACAGGAAGGCCACGCGGGCCGGGGCUCCCCGCGGCCCCCCGGGGACAGUGGAUUCUGCCACGGUGACCCCGCCACCUGGGUGGGCUCCUUCUCUGGGAGGCUACACCCGAAGCCCUGGUGAUGGCAGAAGCAGGAGCAAGUCGCUGUGUGGAAACAGGACUCCAUUCGCUAGUUCAGUCAGGGAACUUGUUCUGUUUUACUUUUGUUUUCAAAGAUGCAGCUUCAAGCCCUCCCCACUCCUCCUGACUUGGAGAGCACCGAAGAGCUGGUUCUGUGGGACCUAGCUCGCCGCUGUCCCACCCUCACCCUCACCCAGGGACUGCCUUCUCCCAAAGGGAGCUUCCGACGCCCUGCCUGCCCUGCAGCCACCCUGCCCCGCAGCCGUUUAAAAUUCUCACGGAGGGCCUCAGGGCACAAAUUCAUCACUGGGGAUCCUAAGCUAAGAGGUAACUCAAGACUAGAAUACGCCAAUUCCAGAGUCUUUGCAGGGAGCUAAUUCCAGCAGAAGGGUAGAAUCAGGAGAAAUGGGAAUUUGAUCUUCGUGGUAGACAUCCAGUAGACCAGCAAUGGUGUGACCCAUCUGAAAUUCAUUUUACCGCCACCUCCAGUACAGUUUAUACCCAAGGACAGUGUUGAGGGGGAGGGGGACAGGAGGGGACUAGCAGGGUUUUCAAGGAUUUCAAACAGGUGGAACCCGGCCAUCCCUAUUCCUAAGGGCCACUUAACGACUCCAGGGGUGGUUACAGGAUUAACUACCAGUUCAUUUUCAAAAUGCUGCUUUGAACUCAGAGGGUUGAUACUUUUAAUUUGUAAUUUUUUGUAAAACUUUUUACAAGAUAGUAAAGUAUUUCACCAGAAUACCAGUUUCAAUCCGUCCAUGGUCUGAUUUUUAUAUAAUUUAGUGGUGCUUUAGAAACUUUGUUUUUGUUGUUUCUGAGCUAAACAGCUCAAUCCUUUUUCGCCUGUAUCUACCUAAGACCAAUGUGAACCUUUGUAUUUUUGCUCCUAAUUUUGGACUCAGUGAAAGUGUACUGUUUACAUGUACAGACGCCCCAGUCCCUGUGUGUUCUGCAAGACUCGCUCUGGAGGAGGAAGGUGCCCCUCACUAAGCUCACCUGCUUAGCAAAGCCACAAAACAAAAACCUCUCUUUUUACCUAUGUUUCCACCUAAAAACAAAAACGAAAACCCUACACCACAUAGAACUCAAGAUUUGCUGAAAAAUACUUUUCUAAGCUCAGAAAAAUCUCCGUGUGGCAGAUGACCCCUAUGCCACUGGCGUGGUCCAUUUGGAGCAGGGGGCAGAGCAGAGACCCCAGCAGCCAGGGGCGGGGGCGGGCACGUGCGGGGACUCUUGGAGUGUGUGAGCAGGACUUGCAGCAGAGCUGUGGGGCGGCGGAAGUCUCCCGACAGCCUGGCAGUGGGGAAGUCAAGAUGACUCGUAGGACCUUCAGGGUCAAGCCACCCAGGAUUUAGGGACAACCCAAGAGGCUGUCAGUCCUCUGGUAUCAUUUAGACCCGUUCUGGGAGAGCGCAAAUUCCCUAUCUGAGAUGAGGUUUCAGGACGUCCCAGUGCAGAGGGUACAAGCACUCCUUCAGGGCUCCCCUGGAGGCAGCUCGUGCCGGAGGCCUCGCCUCUGCGGAGGGGCAGGGGCUCCAGACGGGAAGCAUAUGGCACUUAAGACAACCCGUGGGUGGCACCAACUUUUAAAGGUGACUCUUUAUUACUUAAUCAAUGGCUACACCUCUAAAUUAUAUUUUUACAGAUAUGCACCUAUGCAACUUAACGUGGCUCUUCUAAGCAGGUGAGGACUUCCUCCUCAAUGCUCUAUAAAAAUUGUGUUCUAUAUAGUGAGUUUUUUCCAGUAAAUGUGGCUUAAUAUUUUAAUUCUUAGAAUGUGUCUUCUCUAUGUGAUGCAACUAAAUUCUGUUUUGUUUGUGGAAUGACUAGCACAGGCCAAGUCCCUCUCCCUCACUUAACAAAAGACCAAUGAGCUGUUAAUCGAGCUGUUAUCUCCAUGGUAUUACUUGCUAAAUGCACUGAUUUCCUAAGUAUGUGGGACCCUUUUUCUUUUGAAUCUGUAUAUCAUAUAUAAGACUGAAUCUACUUAAUAAACACUGAAUAACAAA